Aureobasidium namibiae CBS 147.97 is the source of this 3474-nucleotide messenger RNA. RefSeq lists its product as uncharacterized. Bases 1 to 3474 code for a protein of 1157 amino acids. The transcript has 2 exons. The record is from RefSeq and is a predicted model, not a curated record. Gene Ontology annotation, molecular function: protein binding. NCBI's taxonomy places the organism in Eukaryota, Fungi, Ascomycota, Dothideomycetes, Dothideales, Saccotheciaceae.
AUGCGCCUGCUCAUGUUGCUGAACAACGCAUAUCUGCUCUUCAGCACCACCUUCAACACUCUGUGUGUGGGUGCCGCUCUUGUCUGGCUCACAUACCGCGCCUAUCUUGUUAUCCACAAACCUUUAGACGAACUCGUUGGUCUCUUGGGCUGCGAGAUUCCCCAGGACCCUCAUGUCGACCUCGCUGGCAUCAAAGCCGACGGCUUCGUCCUGCACUGGAAGCCUGCAGACGAGCGCAAAUCCAACCAUCGCUAUGAAAUCCAACUCAACGGAUCAAUAAUCGCCCACGUCUCUCACUCCAACACGUCCAUCGUGAUUUCCAAUCUACGUCCCGGCCAGCUGUACAUUGUGCGCAUCAUUACCGUCAACGCUGUCGACUUUCGCGCCGCCAGCAGCCCCAUCCGCCUCUGUACAAAAUCCGCCGAAUCUCAAGACUUCUUUGACGCCCCCAAUGGUUCCCUGCCCUCCCCUUCCGGUCCAGUCAUACGUCCGCUGCACGUCUUUCCACCAGAUGUUUCGACUGUCCCUGCCACACCGCCUCCUCUUGUCCGCGAGACUAGCAACGGUCCGCUUCAAGCCAAGAAAAGUCUUUUCGGCAGACGCCCGUCGCCCCUGCCUGGUUUGGACACUCAACUUUCCUCUUUCGACGAAGCCAAUGAUCAAGACGGUCCAGGAGACAAUCAGCAAGCCCUGACCGAGAAGCUGGAUGAGAUUGGCCGUGAAACGGCUGAGAUUGACAAGCAAAUUCAAGACGAGGAACAGGAAGCCAUUGCGGCAAAAGCCAGUCUGGUCAAGGAACGCGAUGAACUGCGAAGUGAGUUGAAAGAAAAAGAUGACACCAGCAGGGAUCUUCGCAAACAGGUCAACGCUCUGGAACGAAACAACCAAGCUGCACAGAACAAGAAAAAUGCCCAGGAAAAGGCUCUACAGCAGAAACAGAACGAAAGACAGAAGCUCAAGGAUGACGCUGCGAGAUGGCAGCAGGAGAUGGCGCAGAUGGAGCACGACAUGAUCAGCAUCGCAGACCAGAAGAAAACACUACUCGAGGACACGGAGCGCGAAAAGGUCGAACUGAUGGACAAGCAGGCACAAGAACUGCAGACACUCAAAACCAUGGAGGACGAGAACAAGGAAGUCGGUGGUCAAAUUAAGAAACUCGAGAGAGACUCGACAAACUCACCCAGCGGAUCCGAGCCCAACGAUCAUGACAACGCUCUUGCUGCCCAGGAGGCCGAGGAAGACCGUAUGUGGGCUGACAAGCUGCGAGGCCUGGAGGAACAGUAUGUCAUUGCUCACCAAAACAUGGACGCCGCACGCCGCUACUUUGACAGCGCCUACCAACAACUCGCCAUGGUCAAACAGCGUCAGUCCGAAUUGACUCAAAUGGCGUCUGCUGUGCCUCCCAUCUUCGACCAACCUAUUUCACGUGCUAGCAGUUUGCGUCAAAGACGUCCUCCGAGCCGGCCUCCUGCAAACAAUUCAAACGCUUCUCCCUUCGCUUCUUCCACUGCUCCUGCAUUCGGCAGUGCCCUGGCGACUUCUGGUCCGACAACUAUUUCUCCAAGCUUCACCACCUCGGCAUCUUCCUUCUUCAAUAUCAAUAAUGGCAUGACAUUGGAUCGUCCAAUGGGCGAUUUCUCUCCUGCAGAAAUUGAUAGGCUGACUGGAGGCGCUCCUAUGAGUCCGAGUGCAGGUGCUGAACUUUUGCCUGCGGGACUGCUCAGUAACUCUGACGAAGAUCCACCCGAUCGUUUCCUUGGUCCUGCUGCUCAUAUUCAUACAAAGGACGACGAUGAUACAGGAUCCGAGGGUAUACAGCCUUCAAAUCAUAUGUUGCCUGGUCUUGGUGCUCUUCCAGGCUUGGGUGCCUUGCCCGGUCUGGGCGCCUCGAGGCCGUUCGAUCCACCUCAAGGUCCGACGAGUCCAAACUCUGCCAGGAGUAGAUCACCUAGUCUGUUUGCUAGUCCACGUGCUAGUGCCAGCAAUCUUAUGUACAACUCUCCUGACGUCGCUUUGGACAGCGACCGCCGAUCCAUCAGAUCUAGCACGUCUGGCCGGGCAGCAAGUGGUAGUGCUCCUCACACCAGUGGAAGUCGUUUCGGUCAGAUUCUUGGUUUAGAUAAACUCAAUCGUCAGCGCGGCAAGACAUUGUCCGAGCAAGGACCAGCUUUGGGCUCUCUGAGCAAGUCGCAGAGUCAAUCGUUACCACGUAAUGAGGAUGGGGAAGAGAUGCCCGGAUCAGGACGCCGUAGGAACAGCAGCCAUUCUGGAAAUUUCUUUGGUAUAAAUCUGGGUAGGACCACUGGUCACACCAAAAGUACGGGCUCCGACAGCUUGCCCUCUCAAAAACAUAUCGCUGUGCGCAGAAGGCCUUUCAACAUGUUCGGCUCCAAGACGGACGGCUGGGCUGCAAUCCUGGGACAGGACAGAGCCGCUGCUCUCAAUGAAAGAUCUAACGUCUUGAGCAAUUUGGGUAAAGACGAUGGCAGAUCGUCUCCACGUCCUAUCUCUGUUCACUCCAAUGAGCUGCCUAGACCUUCUCAAGACAGUUCUUCGUGGGGUCUUUGGUCAUCAAACGAGCCUUUCAACCAAAGGAGCAGUCCACUCAGCUCUGAUUGGAUGGCUGCUCCGGCGGUAACACACAACAUGUGGGGUUCCAGACAGCCGUCAAGACGUCCUUCAAUCCAGCAUGGACAAUCUGGUGGUAGUCUGUCUUAUGACAUGCUCGACGAUGGAAUUGAUAACAACAGCUCCUAUGCCUUCAGUCCACCGCAGUCCACAGCAAAUUUGGCUCCGAUUGGCACGAAGCCCGCUCACAUGCUUAAGCGCAACAUUCCUGAUCCCAAGCUCAACCCAGCGGCCAAAGACUUCCGAUCGCUCUUCUCACGUCCCAGCUCGACAUCCUCCGACGUUGAAGAUGAUGAAGAAGAUGACGAUAAGAUCAACUUGAUUGGUGCCACUCCACUCACUUCUCCUUCCAAAGCACCCCACCAGCCUCUGCAUUUGAACCUCGAACUCGAGUCUUCACCAGAGCUUGGUCGCCAAUCUAGAGACGCGUACUCCAUCAACACAGCUUCAUCAGUCCUCUCCGACUCUCGCGAUAGCCUUGACCGUAGUAUCAGCCACACGGCCUCCGACUCUGCCCCAUCGACUUCGAUUACCUCUAAUAAAGGUUCAUCUCUCAUGUCGAAGCUCACUCGCAAGCACAGCAGCGGCAAAUUCCAGUUCCCGACCUUUUCUCGCUCUACCACUGAAAGGAGCAAACGCGAGUCGAGCCAACUCCUGGAUGUCGAAGACGAGGAACUCAUGAGCAAGAGUAUGGAAAGUGAAAAGGGCAAGGGCAGUGUGAGGUCUUGGAGCAGUGUCUUUGGUGUGGGCAAGAAGAAGGAUAAGGUCCCGCAGACACCCAAGGAGGAGACUCCCAGUUUGUCUGGAGCCAGUUUCGCCAGUACAGACCAUGGAGAGGAGGACUAG